UGCACACUUGGUCUAAGUGCAUGCAGCAGAAUAGCUUCCUAGUGUGGUUUGCAUUUGGAAGGCAUUUACUUGAUUAACUUGUUUCUGUUUGCAUGACUGAUCUGACAUGCAAUAUUUUAAGCUACAUACUAUUUUUCUGUUUAACUAAGGAGUGUUUAACAAUACCACAUUCUUUAUUUGCCAUUUAUGAGUCUGCAUGGACAAUGAUGACUUGACAAGGAACCACAUGCACAUGUAAGUUUGUGUAUACAUUUUCCAGGCUAUUUGCAAAUAAUAUUAGGGAGCUGUGGACUUGUUAUAAACAUCCUACAUACGUAAUCUUCAAAUAUAAUGUGUACAGUAGUGAUUCUCAACCUGGGAGACAGGGCUGUUUAGGGAGCCAGUGCAAACUUCCUAGGGAGCUUAGUUUUUUUCUUCUUAGUUUUUUCCAUAAGCCAAGGAUUUGUUGAAGCAUACAAAACAAUCACAUACAUUUUGGCCAAAUAAUUUAUCAAAACAUUUUCUGUAAAAUUUUACAGCUCUUUUUCUAUUUAUUUGAGCAAUGAGCAACUUUGCCAUUAUUACAGCAGAAAUACUUGAAAUAUUUUAGCCUAUGUGGUGGGCCUUCGAAUAUUCUGUAUUGUACUGGGAAGGAACCAUCGAGUUCAGUCGAGAUCCACCGGUGUGGAGGAUAUCACAAACAUACUAAUUGCAUUGUGGUUUGAGAGGUGUGUAGUGAUGAGAUUUAGUUACCAUGAUUACAUCAUCAAACAAAGUCUCUCCCUAGAGCUUUCCAAUGCCAAAGAUGUUGGGUUGAAGCUAAGAGAAGCUUUGAAACAGCAGCUCACCAUCAUCCACGAGAGAGUGGAGGCUAGGAAGAUAGCUAAAUUGGCUCUGGCUGAAGUGAGGAGCAUCCUAGCCAAAGAGAAGGAAGAGAAGACCUUGAACCAUAUCAGGGAGGAGUCUGAAGCCAAGGCCUGGGAGAGAGCUGAGGCUCGUCUGAAAGAGGAGAGGGAGAGAAUAGAGAAGGAGGAUGUGGAAAAGGCCAUGGAAAGAAUUAGAAAGGAGAAGCAGGAAAGGGAGAAAAUGGCAGAAGUUGAAGACUCAAAGAAGACUAAGAAGGUGGAAAAGGAUGAGGUGAAGGAGAAGCCAGAGGCUGAAAAGAAAUCUCAUGAGAAACCCGUUGUUGAUGAUGAUGCUAAAAAGGUCGAGAAAAAUGGAAAAGUCAAAGAAUCCAAGAAGGCUGCUGCUAAAAAGAAAGCGUAAGGCAGCAGAUCAGCUACUGUUAGAUCAUUUUGUCUUUUGUGUGAAUUGUUAACAUCUGGCUGAAUUUGAUCUCAGGCCAUUGUGAGUCUCCAGAGACCACCCCUUGUAGACCGAAGCCAAUACCUUUUGUCUCUAUGAGAGAGAAUCAGUGAUGUUAAUCAGAACAUUGAGAUCAGUAGAAGCAAAACCACAACAAGGUGCUAGAAGAUUGUUAUGUGGAAGCUCUUUUAUUUCUCUUAAAAAUGUCUGUUUUGUUUGAAGGUAGGAUUUUGGUUUACUCUCACAAAAUACUAGCUAUAGUGUGAAUUUCAUCAUGGAUGUUCCUCUGAUUUUGUUUAUUUUAUAAUAAACACAACAGGUAGCUAUACUUUACUAAGAGAGAACUUUCUUGUGUUAUCAAUAAACCAAAUGAAUCCCCUGAUAUGUUUUAUCAGUGCCUUGAGUGUUUUUCUUUUCAGUGUUGAUUUAAUACAAGCAAAAACAAACCGUUGUAUUGAAACUGGACAAGAAUACAUGUCUGUUCACUAAUAAUAAUAUCUAUAAACUUUUCCUUUUACUUCU
Messenger RNA from Carassius gibelio (silver crucian carp), 1806 nucleotides. RefSeq lists its product as uncharacterized. The transcript has a single exon. The coding region runs from base 718 to 1245 and encodes 175 amino acids. The record is from RefSeq and is a predicted model, not a curated record. NCBI's taxonomy places the organism in Eukaryota, Metazoa, Chordata, Actinopteri, Cypriniformes, Cyprinidae.